Pelmatolapia mariae (spotted tilapia) is the source of this 840-nucleotide messenger RNA. It is a transcript of the gene tmem51b, whose product is annotated as transmembrane protein 51b. Bases 1 to 840 code for a protein of 279 amino acids. NCBI's taxonomy places the organism in Eukaryota, Metazoa, Chordata, Actinopteri, Cichliformes, Cichlidae. The transcript is spliced from 2 exons. The record is from RefSeq and is a predicted model, not a curated record.
AUGUGUUCCAGUCGGGGUAUAUGCGGUGACAACGGCCGUCCCAACAGAUCCUCCAGCUCAAGGAGCUCUGGUUCAGGCGCCCACUAUGCCCUGUGUGCCCUUGGAGUGGGCCUCAUUGCCCUUGGCAUUGUCAUGAUUGUUUGGACUGUGAUACCUGGAGGGGAUUCAGGUGCCUCUCCAAAGCCAUCAGGCAACUCCACAGGACCUAAUAACAACGGUGGUGAUAAUAAUUCAGGAGCAACAAAGACCCCAACAGUGGCCAUGGUGCUUGUUGGAGUUGGGGCAGUGAUGUUGAUCUUAGCCAUUGGCCUUGGUUUAAAGAGCAAGAAGAGAGCUCAGGAUAGAAGGAGUGAGCCUGUGACCACAGGAGUCCCCUUUAUGACUCAGAUACCAGAGGAGCCUCAGCCCGACCCAACUACGUACAACGUGCCAACCUAUGAGGAAGUCGUCAGCAGCAGUGAGUACCCUGUGCGUCAGAGUAACCUUCGGCAGAGCACCUCUCACCUGCCGUCCUACGAGGACAUCAUAGCUGCGGUGGAAAACGAGGGAACAGAGCCCGCUAACAACACGACUGACGAAACCCCUGUUAAUGAUCAACCUGCAGCCGCUGAGCCUCCAUCUGAACCCGCUGGCCUUACAUCUAACCCCAGUAUGCCAACCCGCAGUGCUAGUCGGGCCAGCCGUUUGCUCCGGCCCCUCCGAGUGAGAAGAAUCAAAUCUGACAAACUGCACCUGAAGGACUUCCGCCUUCAAAUCCGCACCCCCACACAGAACCCAGUAACCAUUGAACCCAUCACUCCUCCUCCACAGUAUGAAGAUAAGAUGCCUGAAUUUAAGUAG